AUAUAGAUUAUAUUCUAUGAUUUAUCUUUUAACAUUGCAAACAUAUAGUUAUCUUUGCCAUAACAUAUCGCCUAUAUUUCAGACAAAUUCGUGUGAUUGUACGAGCCAGGAUAGGGCGUUCGAUCUAGAGAAAUAUGGACCCUAUCUCGACAAGAUUCGAGCACUCUUUGUACCCAGUCUGGAAUAUAGAGUCCGUUCCUUAUUGAAGGAAUUCGUGUAUAGCACAGAUUCUCGAUGGGCCAAGCAGUUUCCAUGUUUCAAGAGAUUUGUCGAUACAAUAGCCACGUGGAAGGGUCAUCUGAAUAGAAUCGCCGAAUAUGAUAUCGGUACGAUGGAAGAAAUAAUGAGAAAUACCGUCGCACACAUAGCAAAGGACGAUCUGAUCACCUGUUUCCUAGAUGCUAUUAUUUUGCAUCAUAGGUUGAAUAAAGUUUGCCGCGAGCUGGACGCGCUGGGCAUCGACGAUAAUAUUUUAAGAAGCUUGACCGUGUGGAAUUUUGUUAACGAAAGGAAUUGUUUGCUGGAUCGCGAUUGCUUCACGAAUUUUAAUACUACAACGGACACGGGAACUUGUAACGGGAACUUAAACACGGUGAUGUCUGCCGACGCGAAAGGAUCAGCCAAGUGUAAAAAGAUUGUGCCGUUAGCAACGAACAUUCAUGAUGGAAGUGCCGAGCAUGUGCAACCAACGACGUCGGAAUAUCGAGAACACCCACAGAUUUUUGAUUCGAAUCGGAAUUUUCUUCAACAGAGAAACGAUAAUUCGAAUCAUUAUUCUACAUGCGGUGCAACUGGAUCGCGAGACGAUAAUGCUAAAAAAGCAAACGGAUCUUUAAAUGAAGAACCUUGCGAAUCAAAGAAGAUACGGAAUAAUUUAAAAUUGAAGAUAAUUGUUCAUAAGAUGUAUCUAGAUGAUUAUGAAUGUAUGACAGUCUCAAGCUUUAAUGUUGUGCCUUUGCCGUGUAAGCCAAGUCAUUUAAUUAAACGAAUUUUCGAAGCCGACCCAUCUUUGUCCGAAUCAUGUCUGAUAGUGAUGAAGCGAAAGUUUCAAGACAGCAUGUACAACGUUUGCUCGUGUCUCAAUGAUGUUCUCGGAAAAUUAAAUAUUAAAUUUAUAAAUACGUUAUGUCUCAAUUGCGAAAUAUAUCCCGGAUAUAUCAGCUUCAAGUUGAAGUCUAGCGCAUCGAACAAUAUUAAAAAAUAUUUCUUCGUCGCGAGAGUACCGAUUUGUCAGAACAUCCGUAAACGCGCGAUUCAACAAGAUUCUAUUAUUUUAUCCUCUAAUUCAAAAUCAAGUACCGAAGUCGACGAACUAAAGUGUUCCGAGCAAUGUAAAGACAAUGGCACUAGUCUUACAUUCGAGCAUAUCGAUGAAGAAACCGAGAAAUUUGAUAACACGCAUUGUUCGCGAUCAAAUCAAAGCUUUCUACAAGACAUAACGAUAGACAUACAUGAAACCAAAGAAAAAAAUAGCAAUGAAAAAAAGAUUGAAUGCAUAACUGAGGACGCUUCUGAGGAUAUUACUGAUCUUACGAUCUGUUCUUGCAAUAAAUCUUGCGAAGAGAUAUCUAAUGUGACGUCGCACAUCGAUAAUUCUGAAGGAAGAAAUGAAGAAUACUGUAAGGUUUCGAGUUCAACAGGAAUCAAUAACAAUACCACGAAAGAAAGUAAAGAAAAGAUUCUCGAGUCUAAUACCUUAAUUGCGGAAAAUGAUACACAAUUAAUAGACAAUGCAAAUUGCAUGUGUUCAUCGUAUGAAAAUUCCAUCGAAGCGAGAAAUGGAACUGAAGAAAUUUUUAGUAACAAAGACUUGGACAGUUUUUCACAGGCUACAGGUGUUAAUGAAUACGAUUGUACUUGUUCGUCGGAUAAGGAAACCAAUCCAAGAAAUGAAGCAGAUAACGCUAAUAUAUGCAGAAUUGCAUCGUUCGUACAAAAUCCGGAGUGUGACAAGCAAUUAGUGGAAUUAAAUUAUAAUUGCUUUUCGAAUAAUAUCAAAACGAUCGAUUCCGAUGCGCAGGGAGAUAAUAGCUCAUUAAAUUCUGCAAAAGUGGAGGUCGGAUGUGACUCAUGUUGUUCUCAUCAAAGCGAUGACGUCAUUGAUAUCACAGUUAUUGAUAACAGUUCUAACGAAAAUAUUGUAUGCACUUUUAAAACAUCUCAGGAUGAUCUUAAUACGGUGAAAACUCAAAGUAUGGACUACUCGAAAGCAACGCAGGUAUCAUCCAGAAACAAUAAUUUGCUGACGGUUUCUGUUCAAACGCCUAGAUCAAAGAUCAUAUCAUCAAAAAGGACCAAUAUAUCCAAGGACACAAGUUAUCCAGAAACAAUUAGAUUGACAUUUGAUGAUUAUGAAAGUAUACCUACUAUCGUGAAAACUAAUGACAAACACAACGAAAUUGAAAAUUCUUCUAUUCCUGCUUUAAUUCUUUCCAAGAAAACGAAUCGGGUUCUUCCUCAUAUAAAUAACGAAGUUCUCGACAUGCGAGAUGGAAUGCGAGAUUUCAUUACAUCCUCGAAAGGAUUUUCCGCGUCGAAGAAAAGACUCAACGGAGACUCAAAGAGUUCCAGUAUCUCGACAGGAGAAUAUUCAUGUACGCGAAAUCAAUCGAUAUGUGCGACGUCCAACGCAUCGUUGUGUCGUUCGUUCGCCACGAUAAGUGAAUUCACAAUGUGCAACAGGCGAGAUGAAUUCCGAAAAUCUUCCGAUAAAUCGAGAAAAUUAUCAAAUCGUCGUGAACACAGAUUAGAAUUUCACGGAUCAUGGAACGGUAUUCGUAACGUAACUUCCACGACGAUUAAACGCAAAAGAGCACUUCGUAAAAAUCCGGAUGAUGAUUAUUCUAUCGAAAUACAACCGCAAACAAUAUUUGCGAUAACAAAAUUUCGCAAUUCCGUCGAUAAGUCUGUAGAUAGAAUAAAGCGUCUGAUUCGUGCGAAGUUGGGAAAUAUAUUGUUCAACAAUAAAAUAGACAAUAACAGUAAAGAGAAAACUUUUUGGAAAAAUGAAGAAUUUUCUGGAGAUAGUAAGAGACAGAAAACGAGUGGCAGAUGUAUAAGACAGAAUUACAGCAUAACUUCGUGCUCGACUUGUAACUGUUGCAAACAAAGCUGUAUUAGAUCUUCGUGCGAAUCUUCAAAUGUGAUUCUGCCGAUCUGCAGAAAUAAAGAGAAAAGUGAAAAAGAUAUGAAGUUUUGCAAUCGUAGAUCGGUUAAUGGUAGCGAAGUCUCGUUGAAUCUUCGCUCGAUCAAAACUUCUCCGUGGUCUUAUAAUUUUCUAACUUCUGCAGUUGAAGAUAUAGAAGAACAAAAAUUGAAUAGAAACAAUCGACCGCGAUAUAACAAAAGGAAAAAGGUUCAAAAUAUUAUGAAUUACGACAGAAAUUCCUGUCGAUGUAAUUUCGGAAAUUCGGGGACAAGUAUAACGCUUUCUUCGCAAUCGACCGAAAUGUCUCUUAUCGCAAAUGACUCGGAAUGCUUGGGACAUUACACGUGUAAACGGCAAGAGAAGACAUGUAAUAAUGGGCGCAUUUGUAAGCAGAUUUAUAAUCGAGAUCAGCAGAAAAGCGAGGAAAUGAGGCACAAAUAUAGAUAUGGAGAAAAAGAAAAGUAUCAAUAUAUACCGAUUGAAUACUCUAAUGGCAAUAGCAUAAAGGGAUCAUUAUCACAUACUCGAAGAAAAAACUCUAGAAAUAUACAUAAACAAUUUUAUGACAAGUCAGAACAAAAGAACGCAAAGAGAUUUGCAUCUUCAAGAAAGAAUCGACAAAUAUUUGAGAAAGAUACGUCAGAUUGUUUUGAUAAUAAUAGUCUAUACAGGAGACAUGUCUUCGCGAUUUUAACUGAUGCCUGCAACGAUUGCAUGGAUGAUCUCGAUCUCGACUUUAACUUGGGAUUGUUGCGAUAUGUGGAACUUUGCAAAAGCGUCAAACGUUUGUUGAUGAGGACGCUACGAUCAGACGACAUUUACAAAGUUAGCACAAUGCCCGACAGCAAUUUGUGAAAGAGUUUAAUUCAUUGUGAUGCUGAUAAUCUCGUCGAUAUUCCGAUAACGUUGCGUAAGGUUGCGUUGUAAAAUAAUAUUAAUAAGUUACAUAAUGAUAUUUUUAAUAUUAUUAGCGUCCCAUAACUGUCAUUUUUAUUGUUAUCUUUAUUAAGAUUCUCUUUGCUUGAUCCUUGAUUUUUUGUGAGUUUAUUUUUGUAUAAAUUAAUAAUAGUUCUCAAAACAUUAAAUACUCUAAUACGAGUAUACUAAACAAAAUUAUAUAACAAUUAUAAAAUGUGAAAAACUACCUUAUGAUGUUUUUUUUAUAUAACAUAUAUUUUUAAUGUGAUAAACAUCACAAGAUAUACUGCUUAAGAAUUUAAAUAAAAAUGUCGCA
Messenger RNA from Pogonomyrmex barbatus (red harvester ant), 4382 nucleotides. RefSeq lists its product as uncharacterized. The record is from RefSeq and is a predicted model, not a curated record. Lineage: Eukaryota; Metazoa; Arthropoda; Insecta; Hymenoptera; Formicidae.